GAAUAGCCUCUCUGAAGACGAACAGCCUCUGCACUCAGUGCCCAGGGUACUGGGCACAGCAUCAUGUCACGCCGGGAGAACUUUGCUGCGCUGCUCCUGGCAUGGCCCCAUCCUUGGCGUAGGCUGUCUUCAAGAUGGAAAAUUUUGAGUACAGCAUCCUGUUAAAUGACCGGGAUUGGGCUGAGUUCUACUUGGCUUCUGAAGAAUGCAGUUUGAGCCAGCCAGCCUUGGCUACAGCUGACGAGCAGCUCCUCAGCGACCUUGAGGAAGGGGAGGCCGCAGAGAGUGGGUCGGUCCAAGUGAAAGUGGGCCCUGUCCUCCCAGCCAGCCAUUCAGCCAGCUGCCUCCCACGUGGAACCCCAGAUGGGCACCUGCUUGUAGAUGAGGUUUUGUCUGGCAGUGACGAUGAAACAGAUCUGGGCUCUGUCAUCAGGUUUCUGUGCAACAGCAAACAACUUGGCACAGCUUGCCCCCAGACUUCCAGGAGGACCCAGGAAGGUCAGCUGCCCCGUGUCACUUUGAAGCCAUCAGGAAGUCGGACUGGGCUGCAAGUUACCGUCACAGAAGCUGCAUUUACUGCCAAGGAAACAGAGAGAGGAGACCAGCCCAUAAAUCCAGACUGCUCCCUACCAGUAGUGCUAGCUACUGCCACCCAAGGGAGGGCCUUGACAGAGAAAAGCCCAGGGCAGGAGAGAAUGGAAAGACCUCCCUGUGCUGAGCCUACAAACCUGAAGACCACAGACGGGGCAGACAACAAUGGGAGCAGUCCUAUCUGCUUGGAAUUACAACACUCCAAGGAUCCCUCCCUGCCUGCCUGUGUGGGCAUGCAGCUCCCAGCAUCAAUGACGAGCACAGCAGCUUGUUGGGAACCAGAACCCCCACUUGCUGCCUAUCCAAGCUCUGCUCCCUUUUAUUCUCCAGUUUCUGCAGAGCUCGGGGGAGCAGAGCGCCCAGAGAAGGGUGGCAAGCCCCUUCAGGUCACCUUGAAGGCACAGGCAGCGGCGCCACUCCAGGAAAACCCAUCUCCAUCUCAAGGGUGUUUGGUUCCAAUCGUAAUGGUCUCUGCACCAUCCGACAUGCUAUCGGCGAGCCGUGGGGGAAACAUUCCGGGAAGGGUGAGCAAGGAAGAAGACAUUUCUGCAAAUGUCAUUGUUGAGAGUGGAGCAAGCAACAGGGAGGCCUUAAAGGAGGGAGGCCCAGUGAACCAAGUCAGGGGCUCUCCAUGUGACAACGGGGUUCAACCAUUUCCAAGGGCACCGGGAGAAAAGAGUGGUCCAAGCCCAAUCCAAGCAACAAAUUCCAUAUGUGAUGGGCUAUUGCAGGAAGACAGAGAAACAGCUACUUCAACAGGAAGGGUUGAGAAGAACGACAGUGGAGAAACGUGCCACUAUCUUGGCGUGGCUUUACCUUUUGAAGAGGAACUUCAUACUAUUGUUCAAGGAGAACAGACAUCAGACCGCUUAGGGGAGCCAACUCCCUAUGGUCCGACGUUAGAAGGCUCUCCAGAAAGUGGCUUAUCUGCCAUGAGGUGGCCAAAAAUGUAUGACUGUUUUUUCUGCGAUGACACCCAGGAGGAGGGAUUGGGGAUUGGAAAGGAGCAGCCGAUCUCAGGGAUUGACCAAGAGCUGCCUGAAAUGGAUGGGCCUGAAAUGUACGAACAUUUCUUCAGCGAAAUGGGUGAGGCCAAGGUGAGAAACAAAGAUGGAGUUCUGGAGACAGUCUUCAGCUCCGGACAUCAGUCGGCGCCAUCUGGUGGCUUGGGGGACCCGGAUUUGGACAUGGCUGACAGUGCUAUGCAGAUGUCUACCCCAGAGGUGUACGAACACUUCUUUGCCAACAAAGCAAAGAAGAAGAGGAACUGGAGGGUUUUUUUCUUCAGCAUCCCAGCCUCAGAGGUGAGGAAGGCUGCAAGAGCUUUAAAAUCCUUUCUGUGCAGACCUGCACAUCUUCUCAGAUCACGGCCCACAAGCCAAGGCGCUCUGCUUCGGAAAGGAUCUCAAGGAAGGCUGGUGCUCGUGUCUCCAAGGCUCCUGGGUGAAAACCUACCAAGACCAGAAGACCUAGGGAUGGCUGUGAUGCAACCAGAAAGACCCCUCCAGCCGGUUUUUACACAAAGAGACAUGUGCUUGGGCUUUAUGGCGUUUGCUUCGUGGGCUGUGAAGAGCUCUGAUCUGCAGGCCCCGGAUGCUUGGAAGAUCGUGUUGCUAGCAAACUUUGGCACCCUCUCAGCCAUCCGCUUCUUCAGGCGGCAGGUCAUCACGGACGCUCAGCAUGGAACAUAACAGGACACAAGUCAAUUCCAUCCAAUUCCUGGUGGUCCUUUGGGGAUGAGUUGGAAAGGAUAUCACGGUACUUCUUUGGAGACAGGGAACCAACCUUUGGGGCAUCUUGGUCUAUCCUGGACUGUUGGACUCACUAGUAUAACCCCCCCCCUCAUCUGGUAAGGCGGCAAAUUGGUUUGAAAGAUAAGGUGGAGGCUUCCACAGAAACUGGAAUUUGGUUCCAUUGUUAGCUCUCAAAGAAGAUGCCAGACUGAAACCUUUCUGUCCCUUGGCCAGUAACUCACCUUGAACUUGUGGGAGAAGGAGCGCUAUAAAUAAAUAACCCAGCCUACAUCUGGUAACUAGCUAGCUGGGCAGCUGCUCAUGAGGUAGACAUGAUGGCCAAGAGACAACUGGAAGGUGCAAUCCUUUUUUGGAGAAGAAUAUUGAAAGGAGACAAGUUUCAGGGAUGGUUUACCAAAACAAAUCCAGGAGGCACAGGCGUAGGAGAUAACGGUGCAGUUGCGGAAUUUUAGACCCUUAAGCUUGAAUGGUCCAUCAGAGCCUCCAUCAUUUUAGCUGUGAUGAAUGUAUAUUGCUUCAGAGGGGUGCAUUUGGAGCACAUUCUCCCGGUCAUUCUACUGAAAAUUAGGUCUCCCAAUUUCUGCCCUGACAGCACCACUUCUAGAAAGCCUUUCUGAAUGAACUGAUACCUUUAAUCAAGAGAAUAUGAAGGUUAGGAUGAAGAGUAGAUGCUCACACUGGUGGCUUCCACAUAUUCUUAAGUGAAUGUGGAAAAAGAAGAGUGAAGGAAAAGAUGGUUCACCGUAUUUGCUAACAGAAGCAACAGGUUGAAAAGGAAGGGAAAAGGUUAGGUUGAAGUAAUGAGAAGAAUGUCC
Messenger RNA from Zootoca vivipara (common lizard), 3160 nucleotides. RefSeq names its product PPARGC1 and ESRR induced regulator, muscle 1 (gene PERM1). Lineage: Eukaryota; Metazoa; Chordata; Lepidosauria; Squamata; Lacertidae. The record is from RefSeq and is a predicted model, not a curated record. Gene Ontology annotation, biological process: response to muscle activity; regulation of DNA-templated transcription. Gene Ontology annotation, cellular component: nucleus; cytoplasm.